UUUUUUCUACCUUGUCACCAACAAGCAGUAAUAGCUUAGCUGCCACAUUUUCAAUCGGAAAACCUAACUACGAAAUAUGAGGCAAUUCGAUCCAUGGCCUGUUUUCUUGCGUCGUGAAUGGAGCCGUAACUGGCCGUUCCUAGUUGGUUUCGCCGUCACCGGCGCUAUCAUCACCAAGAUGUCCCUUGGUCUAACUGAGGAAGAUAAGAAGAACUCUCGAUUUGCGCAGAAGCACAAGAAGUAA
Molecule: messenger RNA, 244 nt
Organism: Solanum pennellii
Lineage: Eukaryota; Viridiplantae; Streptophyta; Magnoliopsida; Solanales; Solanaceae
Exons: 2
Coding region: 77-244 (55 amino acids)
Source: RefSeq, a predicted model, not a curated record